AUGUCGCUCCUACGGCGGCGGAAGCAGCAGCAGCCGCCGCCGCCGCCCUCGGACGGCGACGGGUCCGACCACGACGACAACGACAAGGGGAAGAAGCCGUCCUCGUCCUCGUCCUCCGCGCCGCCGUCCAAGGAGCCCACGAGGCGGACCAAGGCCAAGUGGUCGUGCGUGGACAGCUGCUGCUGGCUGGUCGGGUGCGUGUGCUCCGCCUGGUGGCUGCUGCUCUUUCUCUACAACGCGAUGCCGGCCUCGUUCCCGCAGUAUGUUACGGAGGCCAUCACGGGGCCGCUCCCGGACCCGCCCGGGGUCAAGCUGCAGAAGGAGGGGCUGCGAGUCAAGCACCCCGUCGUCUUCGUCCCCGGCAUCGUCACCGGAGGGCUCGAACUAUGGGAGGGGCACCAGUGCGCCGAGGGGCUCUUCCGCAAGCGGCUAUGGGGCGGCACAUUUGGUGACGUAUACAAGAGACCUCUAUGCUGGGUUGAACAUAUGUCGUUGGACAAUGAAACUGGAUUAGACAAACCUGGAAUAAGGGUCAGGCCGGUCACAGGCCUUGUUGCAGCAGACUAUUUCGUCCCUGGAUAUUUUGUUUGGGCUGUCUUAAUUGCCAAUUUAGCUCGUAUUGGAUAUGAAGAAAAGACGAUGUACAUGGCUGCCUAUGAUUGGAGGUUAUCUUUCCAGAACACUGAGGUUCGUGAUCAAACUUUGAGCAGAAUAAAGAGCAACAUUGAACUUAUGGUAGCAACAAAUGGUGGAAAUAGGGUGGUGGUGAUCCCACACUCCAUGGGAGUCCUCUAUUUUCUGCAUUUUAUGAAAUGGGUCGAAGCACCUCCUCCCAUGGGCGGCGGCGGUGGUCCAAACUGGUGUGAGAAGCAUAUUAAAGCUGUAAUGAAUAUUGGAGGACCUUUCUUAGGAGUUCCCAAGGCUGUUGCUGGGCUUUUCUCAUCUGAAGCCAAAGAUGUUGCUGUUGCUAGAGCUAUCGCUCCUGAUGUCCUGGACUCCGAUUUUCUUGGGCUUCAAACUUUGCGCCAUUUGAUGCGUAUGACCCGAACAUGGGAUUCGACAAUGUCAAUGAUUCCUAAAGGUGGUGAUACAAUUUGGGGAAAUCUGGAUUGGUCUCCAGAGGAUGGCCUUGAAUGUAAAGCUAAGAAGCACAAAACCAAUGAUACCAAUGAUUCUAAGGAUACCAAUGGGGAAAAUAUCGAAGUUCAACCUGAACCUAUUAACUAUGGAAGGUUGGUAUCCUUCGGUAAAGAUGUAGCAGAAGCACCUUCUUCAGAGAUUGAGCAGAUAGAAUUUCGUGAUGCUGUUAAAGGUAAUAAUAUCGCCCAUUCAAAUACGUCAUGCCGGGAGAUCUGGACAGAGUAUCAAGAAUUAGGAUGGGGUGGAAUAAAGGCAGUUGCAGACUACAAAGUUUACACUGCUAGUUCUGUUAUAGACCUCCUUCACUUUGUUGCUCCAAGGAUGAUGCAGCGUGGAAAUGUCCACUUUUCAUAUGGAAUUGCUGAUAACUUGGAUGAUCCAAAAUACCAACAUUACAAAUAUUGGUCAAACCCCUUGGAAACAAAGCUACCGAAUGCUCCUGACAUGGAAAUAUUUUCGAUGUACGGAGUAGGCAUUCCUACCGAAAGGGCAUAUGUCUAUAAGGUGGCCCCGCAGGCAGAGUGUAAUAUACCUUUCCGGAUUGACACCUCGGCUGAAGGUGGGGAGGAAAAUAGCUGCUUGAAAGGGGGUGUUUACUUAGCUGACGGUGAUGAAACUGUUCCAGUUCUUAGUGCGGGCUACAUGUGUGCAAAAGGAUGGCGUGGCAAAACUCGUUUCAACCCUGCCAGCAGCAAGACUUACGUGAGAGAAUACAGCCAUUCACCACCCUCAACUCUCCUGGAAGGCAGGGGCACUCAGAGCGGUGCACAUGUUGAUAUAAUGGGUAACUUUGCUCUGAUUGAGGACAUCAUCAGAAUAGCUGCUGGGGCAACCGGUGAGGAAAUUGGAGGCGACCAGUUCUGCCCGUCUAAUGGUAGUGCGUGGUGGUUGACCUGUGUUUAUGGUCCCCAACUUGAUCAUGACAAGAUCCAAUUUCUUCAAGAAUUGAGGGAUGUCAGAGUUCAGUGUUCUGGGCCAUGGCUGGUAGUCGAGGACUUCAAUCUUAUUUAUAAGGAGGAGGACAAGAACAAUUCCUACCUCAAUAGAGCAAUGAUGGAAAGGUUCAGAAGAUGGAUAAAUGAUGUGGGGGUCUCUGAAAUUCCUCUUCAUGGUCGUAAAUAUACAUGGAUCAGCUCCUUCACUAACGCUUCCCCUACUCUUGUUCGGUUGGACAGAAUGUUUUGUUCACUGGACUGGGAAGAUCAGUUUCCAGGAUGUCUCUUGCAGUGUGAUGCUUCAAUUGGUUCAGAUCAUUGUCCCCUGAUUCUUGGGUUGAAGGAUUUUAUUAGCUGCAAGAAAAGAUUUCAUUUCGAAGCCUUCUGGCCUUCUCUGGAUGGUUUUCAAGAAGUAGUGAAGGAUGCUUGGAACACUGUACAACCUAGUACCUGCCCACUUGAUACCCUCGCUCUGAAACUCAAGGCAACAGCCAAGAGGUUACAAAGCUGGAGUCAGAAGAAAUUUGGUCACUUCAAGUCCCAAUUGCUCAUGGCAAAAGAGAUCGUCCACCAUCUUGAUAUUGCUCAAGAAAGCAGACCACUUCAGCCUAAUGAGUUAUGGCUACGCAAUAAUCUCAAGAAGCAUUCACUAGCGCUUUCUUCUCUGCUGAGAACAAUAUCAAGACUCAAGUCCAGGAUGAAUUGGCUAAAGGAUGGGGAUGCCAACACAAGGCUUUUUCAUCAUUAUGCAAGGUAUAGAAAAAAGAAGAAUUUCAUCCCCAAAUUGCAUGUUGGAGAUCAGGUUUUCACAAAGCAUGAGGAUAAGGCAGCUGUUGUUCUAGAUUUUUAUGAUAGUCUCAUUGGGACUGAGUACGAUAGAGGGAGAACUAUCAACUUGGACACCCUUGGCAGCCCUGGUUUUGAUCUUGAAACUUUGGAUUCGCCUCUCUCAGAAGAAGAACAGACAGUUAAAUUCUUACACUCUCACAAGCGACCUAGAAUCCUCCUCAAGCUUGACAUUACCAAAGCUUUCAACUCGUGUGUCUUGGGCCUUUCUUUUGGAGGUGCUUAG
Molecule: messenger RNA, 3147 nt
Organism: Miscanthus lutarioriparius
Lineage: Eukaryota; Viridiplantae; Streptophyta; Magnoliopsida; Poales; Poaceae
Source: the annotation of a GenBank genome assembly